This is a messenger RNA of Naegleria lovaniensis, 888 nucleotides long. RefSeq lists its product as uncharacterized. Bases 1 to 888 code for a protein of 295 amino acids. Lineage: Eukaryota; Heterolobosea; Eutetramitea; Acrasida; Naegleriidae. The record is from RefSeq and is a predicted model, not a curated record. The transcript has a single exon.
AUGAACUGCGUAUAUUCCAAUCAGCAAGUACGAUUAUUUUCAAAAAAGAGUAAAGAUAUUGUGAUGGAUUCAACUUCUAACAAACAGCAAAACGCAGAAAAGUUUGACCCUUCUUCUCUGUGGUACAAGCUUCUCAUUCCUGUUGCUGUCGGAGCCAUCUAUUGGUACAUUAAGAGAUGGGAGAACGACAAGGCAAGAAAGGAUUUCGGCCAUCUCCGAUCCUAUCUAGAAAAGUAUCAAGACCAGAUCACAGAACAGGCUUUUAAUGCUGGGGUUGAAUCAUUGAUGCACGAAGAGCAUCGGGAUAUCAUGUAUGAAAUCAUUGGUCAUUCCAGUGAAACUGGCAAGUAUUUGGUAGAGUCUUCUUUGGCAUCUAUUCCACUCUUUGAAAUGAACAUUCGAAAAAUGGAGAAUGUGAAAUUGUUAAGACCUCACCCAACUGUUGAUGGUUAUGUAAAAUAUGCAUUAUUUGGUGAACUUUGGACGCUGGCAGAGCAAGAAUCGUCCACAAAGUUGAAAGCUUCAGGAAAGAAAUGUUUAGAUUCUCGAGAUAUUACUCUUAAUCUUCAUUUUCCAAUCAAAGUUUUGCCUAAAACAAAGAAUGGAUCUGUUUUGGGCCAUUUAGAGGAUAAACCACUAGUUUAUUUGAGCCUUAAUGUCAGGAUGAAGGCGAUUGACAGAGACUUUUCGGUUGAACACAGGCCAGAGCUUGUAAUUUCAAGAAUUUCUAUUUCUCCAAUCACAACAUAUUUCCCAACAAUACAGGGGCUAAGAGAACAACGCGUUUUCGACGAGAUUGAAAUUGAAAAAGCAAUUGCACCAAAUGGUAUUCAUCAUGCCUCAGAUGGUCUUCAUAAUAUCACGUUUCAAUUUAAUUUUUACGAGUAA